Molecule: messenger RNA, 2071 nt
Organism: Bursaphelenchus xylophilus (pine wood nematode)
Lineage: Eukaryota; Metazoa; Nematoda; Chromadorea; Rhabditida; Aphelenchoididae
Source: the annotation of a GenBank genome assembly
AUGCUGACAAAAGUUGUGUUAGAUCUUACGGUACUUGCGAAUGCAGUGAGCUGUCAGUUCAACGAGACUUUUGCCAGUCAAAAGUCGAUUUUCAUCGCGAUCGCGGCGGAUUCGCCCUUUCUUCUGGACAAAUGUGUGGAAAGGGCGUUCGAUGACGGGAAAGUGAGGAGUAUUUUUGAAGAAUUAAGGGCUAAUAUUAUCUGAAACAGCUAAUUUUUCGUUCAGACGACACUACGAGCCACUGCCGAAUGUGGCCCAUCGCCAAUCGAGGCAAAAGUUUGCUUCGGAUUUGUGGGCUAUUCGCCGAAACAAAAAGUCAUCUAUCUUGGCUACAGGUUGGUAAUAUGACUGCCAUGAAAGUGACGUCACAAAAAAUAAUUUUAAUUUUAUGCACGGUGCAAAAAAUCGAAGUUUAUCUUUCGCACCGUGCGAAAAAUUUCACUGUUUUUUCUGCACUGUGCAACUGAAGUGUUAAACUAAAAUCAUGUUGACUGUCCAGAAGGAGAUGAAAACAGUCAUUAUCAAUGACAAAAAUAAGAUUUUUACUUCAUUAGAACCCUAAAUUUUGAAUUUGUUUCUAUGCACUGUGCAAAAUUUAAAAUUUUUGAUUCUUGCACUGUGCAGCAAAUUAAAAUUUUUUGUUGCUGUUAUUAUAAAAAUUUGUGGCAAUUUUGACACCUUGAUUUUUCAAAUCAUAGAUUUUUUACAUUUAAUUACUUUUAAAACCAUCUCCAAAUUUUGCACAGUGCAAAAAUAAUUUCCGCAAUUUCCACUUUCCAGAGGCAGUGUCAGCGUAAUUCAACUGACUUAUGAAGCCUAUCGCACCGUAUUUGAAGAACAACACGACGCCAAAAUUGGCGGCAAAAUCAGCGCCUACUUUUCCACGGCCUUCAACAAUUUGAGAAGUGCCGGAAUUAACGCCGAGGUGGUGAGAUUGGCCCAAAAAUAUCCAGAUUAUGAAGUUUGGGUCUCCGGACACUCUCUCGGGGCGGCAUUGGGUUCAAUGAACUUAUUGUGGUCGAUGGAAUCGAGGCGUCAAAGGUAAAAGAAUUUGCACUGUGCAAACCAAAGUAGCCUUCAUUUUGUACAGUGCGACAAAAAAAGCGACAAAAUUCGUAAUGCACUGUGCACAAAUCAACAAAAGCCAAAAAUUUGCAUAGUGCAUGCAAAAAAACGGAAAGUUUUGUGCCGCACAGUGCAAAAGCAAAAUAGCCUUUCACUUUGCACCGUGCGACGAAAAAGCGACAAAAUUCGAAAUUGCACUGUGCGAAAAUCAACAAAAGUCAAAUCUGCACAGUGCACAGCAAAAUAGCCUUUCAUUUUGCACAGUGCGACCGCAAGAGCGACAAAAUUCGUAAUGCACUGUGCGAACUUUUCGACAAGAGGCAAAUCUGCACAGUGCAAGAGAAUUGCUGCGCGUUUUGCACUGUGCGACCGCAAGAGCGACAAAAUUGGUACUGCACUGUGCACAAAUCAACAAAAAGCCAAAAAUUGGCACAGUGCAAGCGAAAAAACGGAAAGUUUUGUGCCGCACAGUGCAAAACAAAGCAGCCUUUCAUUUUGCACCGUGCGACCGAAAGAGCGACAAAAUUGGUUCAGAUUUUUGGCUCGCACAGUGCAAUGGAAAGAAAUUUGACAAGUUUUGAACGGCACUGUGCAAAACAAUAGCAGUUGAUUUUGCACUGUGCAAACCCCAACAAAAGUCGAAUCUGCACAGUGCGACGUCCAGAAAAGUUCGUUUCAGAUCAAACUCAUCACUUUUGGAGAGCCCAGAUAUGGUGAUUUGGAGUAUGCGGAAGCCUUCAACAAGCUUGUCCCCUAUUCUUAUCGAGUCGAGAACAAACGCGAUUUGGUCACUCAAAUUCCCCCGUACAAAUUCGAAAAUUACACACAUCAGAAGGUGGAAGUCUGGUACCCGGAUGCAGUGAAGGUCGGGAAUCGCUACAAGGAAUGCCCCGCAACUGAAGACCCUCAAUGUCAACUUUCGGUGAACCCAUUUCUCGAUGCAGAAGAUCACUUUUUUUACUAUUACGAUAUUGUCGCAGCUGCCGCAAGUGGAUGCAAAAUUUAA